Messenger RNA from Brassica rapa (field mustard), 2175 nucleotides. RefSeq names its product DEAD-box ATP-dependent RNA helicase 6. The record is from RefSeq and is a predicted model, not a curated record. Lineage: Eukaryota; Viridiplantae; Streptophyta; Magnoliopsida; Brassicales; Brassicaceae. Gene Ontology annotation, molecular function: RNA helicase activity; nucleic acid binding; ATP binding.
CAGUGUUAAAAAAAAAAGGAAAAGAAAAAAAUCGAAAGACGCCCUAACAAACGACGCCGGCGAUCUCUUUCUUUCACUUUCUCAGCAAACUUUCCCGAGAAAAUUAUUUUGAUCUUGCUCCUUGAGUUCCAUACGCUCUGUUCGAUUCCAGUUUUAAGCAUUCCGAGAUUGCGAUUUUUGAGCUGCGAACGUAGAUUAGGGUUUUCUCUUGUUCUGUGUAGUUUCGAGAUCGAAGAAGAGAGAUUGCGAUGGAUAAUAAUAACAACAGAGGAAGAUUCCCACCGGGGAUUGGAGCUCCGGAUCCUAAUUUUCAGUCACGGAAUCCGAAUCCGAACCCGAACCCGCCGCCUCAGCAGUUCCUUCACUCGCGGACUCCGUUUCCUCAACAGUAUGUUCAGUCUCGUACUCCCUUGCCGCCGCAGCAGCAACCCGAUGCUCAGCAGUACGUUCAGAGAGGCUACUCACAACAAAACCCUCCUCAGCAGAUCCAGCAGCAGCAGCAGUGGUCUACACGCGCUCAGCUUCCUGGUAAUCCGAGUUACGUAGAUGAAGUCGAGAAGACGGUUCAAUCUGAAGCUAACAACGAUUCUAAUAACCAGGACUGGAAGGCAACGUUAAAGCUCCCACCUCGAGAUAACCGUUACCAGACUGAGGAUGUGACGGCUACUAAAGGAAAUGAGUUUGAGGAUUAUUUUUUGAAGAGAGAUCUGCUAAGGGGGAUAUACGAAAAGGGUUUUGAGAAGCCGUCUCCUAUCCAGGAAGAAAGCAUUCCUAUUGCUUUGACUGGAAGUGAUAUUCUCGCUAGAGCUAAAAACGGGACUGGGAAGACUGGUGCCUUCUGCAUCCCUACCCUUGAGAAGAUAGAUCCUGAGAACAAUGUCAUUCAAGCCGUAAUUCUAGUCCCAACUCGAGAGCUUGCCCUUCAGACAUCACAAGUUUGCAAGGAGCUUUCAAAAUACUUGAAGAUUGAGGUUAUGGUCACCACUGGCGGUACCAGCCUGAGGGAUGAUAUCAUGCGUUUAUAUCAACCUGUCCAUUUACUGGUUGGCACUCCUGGAAGAAUAUUGGAUCUUACCAAAAAGGGUGUGUGCGUUUUGAAAGACUGUGCCAUGCUUGUAAUGGAUGAGGCCGACAAGCUUCUGUCUGCAGAGUUUCAACCUUCUAUAGAGGAGUUGAUACAGUUCUUGCCGCAAAACCGUCAGAUUUUGAUGUUUUCAGCUACGUUUCCCGUCACUGUCAAGUACUUCAAGGAUCGAUAUCUCAGGAAGCCUUACAUAAUCAAUCUCAUGGAUCAGCUGACACUAAUGGGUGUCACACAGUACUAUGCUUUUGUUGAAGAGAGGCAGAAGGUGCACUGCCUUAACACGCUCUUCUCCAAGCUGCAAAUAAACCAGUCCAUUAUCUUUUGCAACUCCGUCAACCGUGUGGAGCUGUUAGCCAAGAAAAUCACAGAACUUGGUUACUCAUGCUUCUAUAUCCAUGCGAAGAUGGCUCAAGACCACCGUAACAGGGUUUUCCAUGAUUUCCGCAAUGGUGCUUGCAGAAACCUUGUUUGCACUGAUUUGUUUACACGUGGGAUUGACAUUCAAGCUGUGAAUGUGGUCAUUAAUUUUGAUUUCCCGAGGACAUCUGAGUCGUAUCUACACAGGGUAGGUAGAUCAGGAAGAUAUGGACACCUUGGGUUGGCCGUGAAUUUGGUAACAUAUGAGGACCGCUUCAAAAUGUACCAAACUGAGCAAGAACUUGGAACCGAAAUCAAGCCAAUUCCGUCACUUAUCGACAAGGCAAUCUACUGUCAGUAACUUCAACUAGCCGGUUGUUUAGAGGAGGCAAAUCAUUCAGCUUUGGCAGUUACAAGCUCGUUCCAGAGAUGAAGGCAACACUCAGAUCACUCUACUGAGGCAAGAAGAAGGCAGUAUUGGAUAAUAGCGAUUGGUUAUAUCUGAACCUUUCAACCAGAGGACUGGUGGUUUGGUUUUGCUUUGAAGAAUUCUUCUGCAUGAUGUGAAUCUUUAAGUUACAUUCUCUCUACUUUCGUUUUCAUAUUCUAAGAAACCUUUUUUACCCUUUUGGGAUUUGGGUGUUUGAUGACUUUUCUUUGGUCUCUUCUGUUUUAAGACAUGAAGCCUAGUUUCCUAGUAGUAAGAUCAAACCGAAGAAGACAAUUUUUCUACA